UUGCACGACACACGAAGAACAUGUCCUGAAAAAUAAAAUGUGGAUGGUGUGUUUCUGCACUUGAAUUUUCCGCACAUCUACAUCGGAAGAGUUCUUUUGAAGCGGUGUUGGCGGCCUACGUAUUUGAUUUCUGGCAGUCGAUUGAGUGGCAUAUUUUUAAGCAUGGCGUGUAUGUCGGUGAAAUGUUUUUCCCAUAUGGUUUACUUCUCUGCAAUCUAUUGGAGCAUACAUUGCAGUAAAUACAAUUUAUUGCGAUGUCCAUGCCUCCAGCCCGUAAAUGCUGCAAUGGCACAGACUGUUUUUUUUUUUCUCGCAAAAGCCAUCUUUCCUACAUUAGCUUACACUGGGUUGGGUCGGUGCGCCUAGCGCCGUGCGCGUCUCUUCCAAACACCUGCUUGUGCUCAUUUCGUACAAUAGACUUCGGCGCACUACAGCAUCGUGUUAAAGUACCGUACAUGUGCCUCUACUCCACAUGUGUACCGCUGCGUGGACUCAGUUAGCAACCUAUACACUGUUCCCAGUCGACCUCGACAAUCGGAUGACGGGAACGGAUGUUCACGGUUCAUCCAGGUGCGCGUCUGAUAGCGUUUCGAGUCCCGACCACAUACAACCGCCAUUGCACCGUCACUGCGCAGCUGUUCGCCUGCGUGUAUGCCAUGCCCGGAAAGGUUUCGGUGCGCCUGUUGCUGUUCGCCAACGCCCGAGAGCUCGCCGGAACUUCCGAAGCUUCGCUCGUCACACCAGCCGUGCUUCGUGACGUUGACCAGCUUAAGCAGGUGAUUUUCGAAGCGUACCCAAGGCUUGCAAUUCUGGAGCACAGUGCCGUCAUUUCCGUGAACGAGUCGUACAUAGAGCCUAACCUCGAGGUGACACUCAGGCAAGGGGACGAGGUAGCCUUCAUUCCUGCAAUCAGCGGUGGGUGACCUGGAAGCCUUCCUGAUCCUACAAGACGCGUAAAGCUCGCCACUGACCCAAGAAAGUGAUCUUUGGGAAUAAAUUAUACCGUAAGUCCAGUGCUCCGGCAACGCCGAAGACACCGAUCGUAGAUAUAGAACUAAGAAAUAGAUGAUCAAGAAAGUGAUGGUCCUGUGAAAUUAAGUGGGGACUUACAGUUGACAAAGAGGACGUACACGAGUGCAUUACGUGACUUGACAGUGAAAAGAGGUUUCAUUCUUGCCUUAGUGACAGUGACUCAGAGGCCUAUCUAUUUCAAUCAGCGAGCCAUGAAUCACGUAGAACUAUCAGAGGCCGCACUGGAGGUCGGAGCCGUCCUGACAAGGGUGGGGUCGGAAGACUGCGGCGCCAUUUCUGUUUUCUUGGGAACGACGCGAAAUCACUGCGAUGGUAAACCGGUGUCCAGGCUGAGCUACGAAGCGUACGCGCCAAUGGCGAAGCGAGAAAUGCUGCGCAUCUGCGAAGGAAUCCGCGAGCGCUGGCCCGUGAAGAACGUCGCCAUCGUGCACCGGCUGGGAGACGUUCCUCUGGGCGAGCCGAGCGUGCUCAUAGCAGUCUCCUCCGAGCACCGCCAGGAGGCGAUGGAGGCGUCGAAGUAUGCCAUCGACGAGCUGAAGAGACGUGUCCCGGUCUGGAAGAAGGAGCAUUACGACGACGGUGACAGUGAGUGGAAGGCGAACAAGGAGUGCUUCUGGAUUGAAGGACGCUGAACUUUCGAGUUGCAACGACUGGUGGUUCAAUAGAAUCGCCGCUUUCACACACCGUGACCAACCUUGAAAAGCACGACCACGGUUCCAACGGAAGGGCUGACAUUUUGACCCAAGUUGGUGCUUUCCUGGGCGAGUUGAGCGGUUUGGGUUAGUUGCCUGGCGCCCAUCCUUGUUUGUUUUGAGUUUGUAUCCAUGGUUUUAUUUUGCUCUGGCACGCUGUCAGCAUUGGGUUACAUGUUUUUUUAUUCUUAGUGGUCUUGAAAUGCACAGUGUUGUCGGGCAGUCGAAGCAUUAUUGAGUGUUUUCUAGACAUAUUUGCGUUCCAUUUGUUUCUUAUAGCUGCUUCCACGCGCGCUUUUGCAACAUAAUGCUUCUUCGGCUUCUUAGCGUUGAAUAAUUUUGCAAUUGCAUUUUAACACCUCUCAGGCCAACUUCUUUGUCUCCUAUUUGUAUGAAAAUUUCUGAUCGUUCUCCUAUUGUCUAUGUAGCUGCCAUUUACUUUCCGUGCAUACGCACAGACAAACUCGGUGCUGGUUCUUGAACGUUUGCGGAAGUCUUAGUUUUGUUGAAAAACCGUACCAACAAAUAUGCGACACGACUAGCAGAUAUUGGCUGUGUAAGUAUUUGUAUCUCCUUCUCUGCAUUUAUGUGAAUUUACAAUGUUUACAGGCUGUUUUCAGUUUCAGGUACCGUCAAUAUGUACCCAUUCGACGAACAUUACACCGAGUGCAAUGCGCUCCCGCUUUCUGGUCAUGUCGCCCCGGACAAUCAAUAGACAAUGAUUAAUAGGCAAUAGUCAAUAUACAAUGACGAAUAUAUAAUGGUCAGUAGAGAGCCUCCUCGGAAUUUACACAUGUUUCAAUAACAAGCGUAUCGCUGCCAAUAGCGCCAAUGAACUAUGUCCGAAUAAACGCCAAUGAUGUGCUGAAGUGAUUGCGGUGUUUUUCGGCUAAAACCAAGUUGAACCACACAUAGAGAAAUUUAGAAUUGCGCUUUUAUACUGCUACAUUUUCGUAUGUUUUGUCUAUUACCUAGGUUUUGUCAAUAUAUUUAUAUUGCUGCAGGAAGCUCAUCCCUAUGAUAACAUAAUUAUUGUUAUUACGCAUGGCUUGGGUAUUUACUCCCGAGAGUUAACACGUCUUAGUGUUUAUUUUUGUAAGCUAACCAGUGUUUUAACAUUUUGGUUACGUUGAAACCUAAAUAUAUGCAUGUAUAAAAUGCUCUGCCUCA
This is a messenger RNA of Dermacentor andersoni, 2894 nucleotides long. The record is from RefSeq and is a predicted model, not a curated record. NCBI's taxonomy places the organism in Eukaryota, Metazoa, Arthropoda, Arachnida, Ixodida, Ixodidae.